This is a messenger RNA of Ordospora pajunii, 690 nucleotides long. Its product is annotated as glycosyl transferase. The record is from RefSeq and is a predicted model, not a curated record. Gene Ontology annotation, cellular component: endoplasmic reticulum membrane. The transcript has a single exon. Gene Ontology annotation, biological process: GPI anchor biosynthetic process; protein O-linked glycosylation via mannose; dolichol-linked oligosaccharide biosynthetic process. NCBI's taxonomy places the organism in Eukaryota, Fungi, Microsporidia, Ordosporidae. The coding region runs from base 1 to 690 and encodes 229 amino acids. Gene Ontology annotation, molecular function: dolichyl-phosphate beta-D-mannosyltransferase activity.
AUGUACAAUGUGAUAAUACCAACAUACAAUGAGAAGGAUAAUAUUGGAACGCUACUGCUUAUGACAUCUGAUGUUAUGCGUGAGAUUGGAGAGGAGUUUAAGAUAGUGGUUGUUGACGAUGGGAGCCCUGACGGAACCUGUGAUGUUGUAAGGAGGAUGAAGCUUGAUAAUGUGCAUUUGGUGGAGAGGGAAAAGAAGCUUGGCUUGGGAAGUGCGUAUAGAGCGGCGCUUGAGCACUGCGAGCAUGGGUUUACGGUUGUGAUGGAUGGAGACAUGUCUCAUGAUCCGAUGUACAUCAAGGAAAUGAUCAAGAUCCAGAAAGACGGUGCAGAUAUUGUAGCAGGAAGCAGAUAUAGUGGAGGAGGUGUUUCUGGAUGGCCAAUGAGCAGAAAGAUAGUGAGUGUAGGGUCAAACAACUUGGCAAGGAUUUUUUUGGGUAUUGACAUUUCUGAUGUUACGGGGAGUUUCCGGCUGUACAAGACGGAUGUUUUGAAGUUUUUGGUGCAGAAGUCGAGGUGUUUGGGAUAUUCCUUCCAGAUGGAGCUGAUCUGCCUAGCGCUGAGGCAUGGGUUUAAAGUAAGCGAAUGCCCGAUCGUUUUUUAUGAUCGAUGCAGGGGAGUUUCUAAGCUGUCUGUGAUGGAAGUUCUGAUGUAUGCAAAGACGGUAGGUGUUUUGUUUGCAAGCAUUUGA